AUGUCUGCUUUCACUUCACUCUCUGGAGCGCUCUUGUUGGCCUUGAGCCUCAACCACGUCUCGGCUCAAGUUCCGGCCAACGUCACGCCUUGUGUUCGCAAUUGUGCAACCGUCAAGAUCUCGGAGGGCUAUUGCUCAAACCCUCAGAUUUUUGCCACAGCUUAUGACCAGUGUUUGAGGCAAAACUGCAAUGCAGCUGAUAUUGCAGCAGGACUCCCCUUGACCCCUUCGAUCUGUGGUGCUGCCAAUCCGGCCCCGACCACUCCUGGAGCCGCCAACCCUCCCGCCGGAGCUGGUAAUACUACCGGGACACCGGUCCCCGCUGGAAAUGCGACUGGGGCCAUUCCUAAUGCCCUGCGCGCGGCGGGUGCCGGUACCUUGGCCACAGUUAUCGCAUCGCCAGCCGGCCAAAGCUAUGCUUCACAGCUCCAGCAAGGCCCUCACACCGUCUUUGCACCCGUCGACAGUGCCCUAGCGCAGCUACCAUUGAAUUCAACCAGCCCGGCAGACCUCACCGCACUCUUGAACUACCAUACUGUGCCUGGGACUUUGGACGUCGCACGAUUACCUCCCAAUGGCCAUGCCAUCGUGCGCACUGCACUCCGCGGAGCGCCCUACGUCAACCUUCCUGCAAAUGACAGCCAAGUGCUUGUUUUGGGUGCGCAACCCAAUGGUGUACUGACCAUUAUUGAACCAACAAAAAACAUCACCGUCGCCAACGCCACUCGUGUUGAGAACCUGGAAUUAGCCGGUAUCCCCAACGCGCUCACCAUCCCCGGUACGAUUGCUGCCACUGCCGCUCUUAUCCCAGAGCUUUCCAGCCUUGUGGCUGCCGUUAACGGCACAGCUCCGCAGUUGUUCCAGCAGCUAGAUCAAACACCUGGACUCACCAUUUUUGCGCCCAUCAAUGCUGCUUUGGCCAACCCCCCUCCGAACGCUAACCUCCAAGGGAUUCUAUUGAGCCACAUUGUCAAUGGAACUGUUUUAUACUCAACCACGAUUGCAAACGUUACCAACGCCACAUCUGCCGGUGGUAGCCACAUUGAUUUCAUCACCAAUGCCACCGGCACUUACGCCCGAACAGGAGACAGGACUCUGAUGAUUGUUCAGAGUGACAUUAUUACCCGGAACGGAGUUCUCCACCUCGUCAACGGCUUGUUUGAAGCUUCGACCGCCACGCCGACUUUCCCCCUAGUCAACCAGAACAACUCGACCGAGACGGCAGGUAUCACACAGGUUGACGGGGCUAACUUGACCUCCGCGGCUGCUCAAAACGCACAGAACUCCGCUGGCAUCCAAUCAGCUUCUUCCCCAGGAAGACUUGUCCUGGCCUCCGCUAUGCUCUUCGUCGGCGCGUUUGUCUUAUAA
Molecule: messenger RNA, 1368 nt
Organism: Puccinia triticina
Lineage: Eukaryota; Fungi; Basidiomycota; Pucciniomycetes; Pucciniales; Pucciniaceae
Exons: 8
Coding region: 1-1368 (455 amino acids)
Biological process (GO): macroautophagy
Cellular component (GO): fungal-type vacuole membrane
Source: RefSeq, a predicted model, not a curated record